This is a messenger RNA of Thamnophis sirtalis, 3460 nucleotides long. The record is from RefSeq and is a predicted model, not a curated record. NCBI's taxonomy places the organism in Eukaryota, Metazoa, Chordata, Lepidosauria, Squamata, Natricidae.
AUGAAGUCUUACAUUCCAUUUUUCAUUCUUCUGUGGAGUGCUGUUGGAAUUUCAAAGGCUGCCAAAAUAGUUAUUGUGCCGCCAAUUUUGUUUGAAAGCCAUCUAUAUAUUUUCAAGACCCUGGCUUCAGCCUUGUAUGAACAUGGCCACCAGACUGUUCUGCUUCUGUCUGAGGGCAGAGAAAUCCCUCCAUCAAGUCAUUACAGACUACAGCGAUACCCAGGGCUCUUUAAUACAACCACCUCAGAUGAAUUUCUUCAUUCCAAAAUGAGGAGUAUCUUUUCUGGAAGACAAACGGCGUUGGAGCUGUUUGAUAUUCUGGAUCACUAUUCCAAGAAUUGUGACAUGGUUAUGGGCAACAAGAAGCUCCUGCAUGCCCUGAAACAGGAAAAAUUUGAUCUGCUACUAGUAGAUCCUAAUGAGAUGUGUGGAUUUGUUCUUGCCCAUCUUUUAGGGAUUAAAUAUGCUGUUUUUUCCACUGGCCUUUGGUAUCCUGCAGAAGUAGGUGCACCUGCACCAUUAGCAUAUGUCCCUGAAUUUAAUUCACUUCUCACAGACCACAUGAACUUCCUAGAAAGAUUUAAGAACACUAUUGUUUAUCUGGUUUCAAGAUUUGGAGUCAAUUUUUUGAUUCUGCCAAAAUAUGAAAGGAUAAUACAGAAGUAUAGUGUACAGCCAGCAAGGUCCAUGUAUGAAUUGGUUCAUGAAUCCAGCCUGUGGAUGCUAUGUACUGAUGUAGCACUGGAGUUUCCAAGACCUACACUACCAAAUGUUGUUUACGUGGGAGGAAUCCUGACCAAACCAGCCAGUCCUCUACCAGAAGAUCUGCAAACAUGGGUGAAUGGUGCUACUGAAAAUGGCUUUGUCCUUGUAUCAUUUGGAGCUGGAGUGAAAUACUUACCUGAAGAUAUAGCAGAUAAAUUGGCACAUGCUCUGGCUAGACUUCCUCAAAGAGUAAUUUGGAGAUUUUCAGGUAAAAAUCCCAGGAAUUUAGGUAACAAUACAAAACUUAUAGAAUGGUUACCACAAAAUGAUUUAUUAGGUCACUCUAAUAUUAAGGCCUUCCUUAGUCAUGGUGGUCUGAAUAGCAUUUUUGAAACCAUGUACCAUGGUGUUCCUGUGGUGGGAAUCCCUCUUUUUGGAGACCAUUAUGACACCAUGACUCGAGUGCAGGCCAAGGGCAUGGGUAUACUACUAAACUGGAAGACUCUUACAGAGGAUGAGUUAUAUAAUGCACUGGUGAAAGUUAUUAAUGAGCCCAGCUACAGGCGACAGGCCCGGAAGCUGUCUGAAAUCCAUAAAGACCAACCAGCUCAUCCUGUUAAUCGAACAGUCUACUGGAUUAAUUACAUCCUUCGUCAUAAUGGAGCACAGCAUUUACGAUCUGCAGUUUACACUGUCUCUUUAUAUCAGUAUUUCUUAUUGGAUAUUGCCUUUGUUGUGCUACUUUGUACUGCCUUACUCUGCUACAUUUUGGCCAGGAUAGCAAAAUUUAUUUGCAAGCAAAGCAAACAUUUUUGGUCCACUGAUGAACAUGUUACUGUCAAUGGACAUUACCAGAAUGGGAUACCAAACGGCAAGUAUAGAAGAAAUGGUCACAUUAAACAUGAAAAAAAGGUGAAAUGAGCCAACUACUCAAUGUACAUUAGCAACAAAUCAGUACUAUAAUUAAAUUUUAUAGCUGUAACAUAGUAUAACACCUACUUAAAGUAAAACAAUAAACAAUUCUAAUGCUCCCCUACAGUAUGUAAUCUUAUGCAAUUAAAUUCUGCAGAACUAAGAAAAAUCUUUAGAAAAAUGAAGCACAACCUAAAGUACAAAAAGUAUUUUAUUCUUAAUACUGAUGGAGAAAGGUCAUUCUGGCACUGAAGUUUUCUAGAAGCCUUAAUUCUCUGAAGUAAUUCAUUAGGUAUAUUCAUGUCAAUUUGUGAAUAAUAUGUGUGUCUCAGAAAAGGAAUGGUUUCCUUUUACUUACAAAGAUUCUUCCUUUUUUCAUGCACAUUUAUAUUUUAGCAAAGAAAUCUUGGUUCUAUUUAUCUAAGGUUUAAUUUGUUAUCUGACAAUGAUGUUAAUUAAAGUCAUCUUUCAUAGUGUUCAGUACAUAGAAAUAAACAAACUGUAGAAUUAUAAUGCAGCCAUAAAAAUCAUAUUCUUAAAAGGCAUUGAAGAAUAUGAUGAUACACCGUAGUUUUGAUAUACCACAUAACUCUUCCAUUUUCUUCCAUUUCUUUAAAGAAAAGGAAAUUGCACAAGAGUACCAUAAGGUGUAAUUUUAUAUUUAUGUAAAUUUUAGUUCUGUUCCUUACCUUUCCCCAAUUCAUUAUUUAUGCCAUAGUAAGGUUGUUCUCUUUCAAUAACUACAAGGGCUAUGUGGAUAUAAUAAAUCGAUAUAAAAAUAAAUGAAGCAGAGAAAAAAAUAUUCUGCACUGGCUCUUUGGAAAAGGAUUAUUCUUGUCCCUUGAGCAAUGCAGAAUCAAACCAUUUUUGGUUUGUUAUAAAGUUGAAUGUCUUAACUAUUAUAUUACUACAAUUAAGGUUUUGUCCCCGCCCCAAACCAUAAUGGUUCAGAGGUUCACUUAGUUCUGUCUAUAAUCUUUAGAGUAAUCUGGUCCAUGUAAUCCAUGUUAUCUAGUUGCCAACAUCAUUUAUUUGAAUCUAAAGGAGGUUAUUUUUUGGUCAGUUACACUGUUUUUGUAGAGGUUUGAUAUCAUGCAUGACAUUAAACCUAUAAACUAGUUAAACACUGUGCCUCUUCCUACACUCAUAGCAUUAUUUUUCUGCACAAUGCUUUUUCAAUCACUGCAACCAAUAUAGGUAUCUGUUUUUAAACAGAGAAUGGGAAUACAGGGCAUUAAAAUAUUAGGAUUGUCCCGUUAAACCAGUGUUGGCAACUAUAUGUUUAUUAAAUUUCCUUGUCAUCCUGUUUACUUGGAAUUUGCACUGCACAUGUUGUGGGUGUAUACUUUAUUUAUUUGCAGUUUGAAAUCCCAUGUCUGACAGCGUUAGGAAUAAAAACAAAAACAAAUCUAAACUGUGUAUUCACUAACGUGGGAAAAGUUCUUAAAAACUGUAGACUAAAAUCAUCUUCAUACACAGUGACAUGAUGCUUCAUUACCAUCCCAUCAGGAGCCUCUAUAUUAUAGCAAUAAAGUAGAAACUGCAGAUGCAUUUCUAAAAUUUAGUACAGGCAUUUGUACUUUCCAGAUACUUGAAAGGGUGUGGUGUUAUUAAUAUGCCUAUAGCUUUAUCUUUUUACAAUCCUAUCAAUAUGUGGCAACUGAGGAAACACAAAGAGGCAAUGAAUGGUGGGAGAAUGACAGAACCUAGAGUGUAUGAAUGAACUAGUUUUAAUGUUUUUGUAUUGAAGAAAGUACACAAACACUGACCGGAUGAUUAAGAAUAAUUUAAUCUCCACUGUGAUAAAAUUUAAGCAAUAAACAUGGAUUUAAUACAGAAAAAA